AUGUCCGCGUCCGCAGGCGCAAGCAUGGAUCUCGAUGCGCCUGCCCGUGGCUCGGACGACCCUGCGACCCCGGAAACAAUCGAACAGCGAACGCCCUCACCGUCGCGCGACAGCCUAGCCGACCCGUACACCACGCAACUGCGCCUCCUCCUCCAGCCAUGGAUCGUCCACUUCAAAUCGCCCGGCUACAUCAAGCAUGACAUGAUGGCGAUGCUACAAGAUAUUUGCAAGAAGACUUUGCGCCGCACCGUCAGAGAACCCGAGGUGCGGCGCGCAAUUGGCUCCAACGCAAACUUCUGGCGUGACGUCUGCGAGCUGCUCGAGAAUGCAGUGCCAUCGCUCGAGCAUCGCUCGUUUGCGCCCGCUGACCCGCAAGCGCCCGAGUUCGAGGGCGCUUCUGGCACCUUGAUCGCAGCCAAUUAUUCGAACCUCAUGAGAGACCUCGAGCGUCUCAACGACCUCGUCUCGAUCGCGCGCAACGUUCUCACGACCGGGGAGAUCGCUCAGGACCUGGCGGCCGCCAAAGCGCAGUUCGACCAGGAAAUAUUCAAGCUCAUCAGCGUCUGUGUAAAGGUGACCGCGCGUGGGUUUGACGGAGAUGCCGGCACAGCAGACGAGCAAAAGUGGCAAGAGGUUGUCAACAUGUACAAAAAGCUCCUCAUCACUUGUCUCCAGUUCCUCAACAACCUCGUCGCUCGAAACGAACGUCGGAAGCUCAUGCUUUGGGUCGAACUGUUCGACAGCUCCCGCGACGCCACCCUGCCACCGACCGAGGAGCUUGCGUCUCUCUCACUCGCUACCACACCGAAGUCUGCGGGUGCCUUUGGCGAAGAAGUCGCAUCGUUCGGCUCCGGAACCCACCAGCCCGCAUCGUCGCCAUUUCUACUAUAUAUUGGGAAGGUUGGCAUGGAGGUCAAACGGGAGCUGGUGGCCCGAGGAGAGAAGUCCGGCGCGACGGAAAUUGCGGCCGAGUGCAAGAAACGAUGGCAAGAGAUGCCGCAGGAAGCCCGUGAUGAAUGGCAUACUCUGUACAGUGAUCUGAUUGCAAAGUACCGCCACGACGUUAACUUGCUUAGGUCGGUGAAGCUUCCGCCCGAACCCAAGGCCAUCGAUCCCAAUGCGACCCAGGAGGAGAACGUUGCUGCUCUUGCCGCCAGCAUAAACCAGCUGCAAAUGGAAGUGGAGCGCAUGAAGAAAGCCAUGCUCACCCCGUCCUCAAAGACCCCUACUGCUCCCUCGGUCCAGCCUCAGGUGUCUGCAAGCGACCUCCUGAAGAACUACCCCAACACGCCGUCGCGGGCCGAUUUGCAGGACCUCAAGAUGCCCCUCGGCGCUGAGCCUCAAGAUCCCCCGCCUGCCACUGAAGCCGAUUUCCGUAUGACUUACAACGCUGCUUAUGGCGCCGACAUCCUGCAGAACGGCAAGGACGAUCUCAUGAAACGCCUCGAGACAUUUCCUGAACGGGUACCACCUCAGAAUACUUCCGAGGUCUCUCCAUCUUCUCCGGUCAUGUCACCCGCGUCUCCGAACGCCACCGAACCUGCCGAGGACAUUGGGGACGAGGUCAGCGAAGAGGAAGACAGCGAAGACGAAGACUACGUGGUACCUGGCGAUGAUGGACGAGGCUUGCUGACUGAUGUGCCGCUAAUUCUGGGCCCCUCAGAAAUCGAGGUGCUGCCCAUGAUCAUCAUGUCCGGUAUCGUGCCGCCAGCUGAAGGGGCUCCCGGCUACGGAACAGCAGCGGCGGAGGUCGCAGCUAUCAAGAACAUGCAUACAGUACGCUGCCAUCUCCUGCUUGCUCAAGACAAUGGCAGAAACUUAUUGCGCGAGCUCCUCAUAUUCGUGGCCGCAUGGGAUUUGCGUGAGGAAGAGCUGUAUUUCAAGUUUAUGGUCAAGAUCAUGGAGGCAAUCCUGACCAACGGGCUGAUGCCCUUCUCCUACCAUGCCUUCAGAGAAUCCAAGGACAUCAUCUCUCCCGCCCAAGCAGUAAUCAUGAAGCUGCUCACAAACAUCUUCAAAGCUCGUCAGACUCAAGCUCAAAGUGCCGUCGCGAAAGAGGAUGCAACUACCUAUCCUCUGCGUGUCGACGUGCAUAUGGUCAACUUUUUGUUCACCGAGUUUCGGCGCCACAUCAUUCCUCAAACGUGCGCGCUCAUCUUCCUGCAGGGAAAGAUCAGAGCGGGACAUGCGCAUCCCGAGGACUUUCCACUCAACUUGUGGGACAUGGAACGGAUGUACGAGGGCGUCUACCAGUAUCUGGAGUUCUUUGCCAUUCUCACCGAACACGAUGUGUGGAAGAAGAUGAUGGCCGACUGGGAAAUCACCAGCGAACUUGUCACUCUCCUCAAGGAACUCGACGCCGCCAUACCCAAGGGUACGCUCUUGGCACGGAAGCCUCCGGCGAUCCCGGAUCUUCGCACAUCACCAAACCAGCAGGUUCCGCCGCCAGAGCCCGCAAGCACAGCCCCUGCGCCAGUCGCAGUUGAGCGUCCUUACGACGUCAACGCUCCUUCGAUCAGUUCGACCGCAGCAGCCAUACCAUCAGAACCCUAUGCGCCAGCAUCCAACAGCCAGUACGUGGAUGAGCCAGGCGAGGAACCAUCUGAUUUUGAAUGGCGCAAUCUCAAGAAGCUUACCGUUUUGGUGCUUACGUCGCUUGUAUGGAAAUCACGGAAAGUGCAGGACCAAGUCCGGACCCACAAGGGGAUUGAGGCCAUCCUCUCCUGCUGCCAGUAUGACGAGCACAACCCUUACAUCAAGGAGCACGCCAUCAUGUGCCUGAGGUUCCUUCUGGAGGGCAACAAGGAAAACCAAGACCUGAUUCGCGAGCUCGAGCCCAAGGGAGCGGUGCCCAAUGAAGUCCUCGACCAGCACGGAUAUGAGACAUUCUGGGACCAGAGAGGCCAGGUGGGCCUACGACGCAAGGACGGAGGAGCGGCUGCGAGCGCAAAGGCCGCGGCGGCGGCUGUGCAGGCGGCCGCUGAUGCCGCAGGGAUUGGGAGCAGCGGCAACCAGGACGGAGAGAAGAGGAAGCCGCCACAGAUCGGGUCGGGCCGCCUCGGUGAGCCGCCGAAUCUGGACCUCCUGAUGCAGCAGGUGAUGCGUGAUCUCCCGGCGCAGGUGACGGGAGCGCGCCAGGAUGCGGAGAAGGCUGCGGCGCUGGCGAAGCUUGACAAGACGCUCAAGGAUGGAAAGUGA
This is a messenger RNA of Diplodia corticola, 3198 nucleotides long. Its product is annotated as essential cytoplasmic protein ctr86. The record is from RefSeq and is a predicted model, not a curated record. NCBI's taxonomy places the organism in Eukaryota, Fungi, Ascomycota, Dothideomycetes, Botryosphaeriales, Botryosphaeriaceae. Gene Ontology annotation, cellular component: cytosol. Bases 1 to 3198 code for a protein of 1065 amino acids. The transcript is spliced from 3 exons.